AUGUCGAGAACUUCCACUGCUGCUCGGCUCCCUCAUGCCGGUUCCUCGACCACGACUAAGUCGCCUUCCUCCGUGGCCGCAACAGAUAGCUCCAGAAAGCCCACAUCCGACGCAUCCUCGAUAGGUACCUCGACCGCUCGAAAUCGCAAGAGAAGUCAUCCACACCCGUACCUCAGCGGCAAUUUUGCUCCUACGAAGAAGAUCCAAAGUCUGACAGCAUGCACAUACUCAGGGAGGAUACCAAAAGAGCUGAUCGGGGGUGAAUAUGUUCGAAAUGGCGGCAAUCCUGUAGCAAAUGAAGACUUAGGCCGAGACGCACACUGGUUCGAUGGCGAUGGCAUGCUCAGUGGUGUCGCAUUUACGCGAACUGCAGAUGGUGUCCAACCAGAGUUCGUCAAUCAAUACAUCUUGACCGACAUCUACCUGUCGACGGUAUCCUCAAAACACCUGUGCGCCCCAAUCCUCCCCAGUAUUGCAACGCUAGUCGAUCCUCUGUCCUCGUUGUACCAGAUCAUAGUCACGGUUUUCCGCACAAUACUGCUUGUCGUAUUAUCGCGACUUCCAGGCUCAACCCAAGUCAUCAAGAAAAUCAGCGUGGCCAACACGGGGGUCUUGUUUCAUGAUGGGCGUGCCCUCGCAACUUGUGAAUCUGGUCCUCCAAUGAGAAUCGUUCUUCCGGGCCUCGAGACUGUUGGCUGGUUCAAUGGGAAAAGAGCAGGUGGAGAGAUGGGAGGCGAAGAAGGCCCAGGAUUUGGCGGAAAGGGGUUACUGCGAUUCAUGAAAGAAUGGACUACGGCACACCCUCGUGUCGACCCAAAGACGGGAGAGCUGGUCCUCUUCCACUCGACUUUUGCCCCUCCAUAUGUACAUUAUUCGAUUAUACCUGCUACUUACCCGCCUGCCAUCUCCUUUUCGCCGCUCGAACGACCGACAAGGCUCCUGAACGCCCCGGUCCCGGGUGUUUCAUCGGCGAAGAUGAUGCAUGAUUUCGGUGUCUCUUUUCACCAUACUGUCAUCAUGGACUUGCCUCUGUCGCUGGAUCCCUUGAACUUGACAACGAGUAAACCCGUGGUUGCCUAUGACCCGACUUCCCUAUCUCGAUUUGGCGUCUUUCCUCGAUACUUUCCGCAGAAGAUUGUGUGGUUUAAGACAAACCCAUGCUGCAUUUUCCACACGGCUAAUACGUGGGAUGAUCAGGUGGUUGACAAGGCGACGGGGCACAUGAAGACGACUGCUGUCAAUAUGCUCGCAUGUCGACUGACUUCGGCUUCGCUCAUUUACUCCGCUGGCAACGUUCCCUGUCCGCAACCGACAUCUAACGAGUCUGAUCGUGAAGAAGAACAGUGCCGGCUCUACUACUACCAGUUUUCAUUAGCCCAGCCGGAAGAGAAUGGCAUAACUCACCAGUUCGGAUUGAGUGCCGUCCCCUUCGAAUUUCCCAACGCCAGGAAAGACAGAACAAUGGAUGAGGCGAAAUAUAUCUUUGGUUGUUCCACUUCCAGGGGUACAUUUGGUACCGCCCUUGGUCGCGCUGUCAAGAUCGACUGCUUGGUUAAGGUAGAUGCCGAGACACUAAUCAAGCGAGGCAAGAAUGAUUCUCAUCUCCGGUCUAUCACUGGAUGUGUGGAUACAAGGUCUGUCAACGAAAUUCUCGAGUCUCAAGAGGAGGAUGACCCCAUCUCCAUUUUUCGCCUGCCACCAGGCUGCUAUGCUCAAGAGCCACAUUUUGUACCGCGUGAAAACGGCACUCGUGAAGACGAUGGCUGGCUGCUGACCUACGUCUUCGACGAAUCACAGCUAGACUCGUCUGGAGAAUGUCGCCCUGACGCCAAAAGCGAGUUGUGGGUCAUUGACGCCAGAGACAUGAAGACGAUCGUUGCUCGUGUGCAUCUGACCCAGAGGGUGCCUUACGGUCUGCAUGGCAAUUUCUUCACCGAGAAACAGGUCGAGUCGCAACGGCCCGUUGACACAAUCAGGGCCAUCCAACAGAGGAGCCAGGCCGAGCGGCAGGCGAGCUGGUGGCUAGCUGUCAGGAACAGGCUGGAGAUGGCUCUCCGAUGA
Cladophialophora psammophila CBS 110553 is the source of this 2061-nucleotide messenger RNA. RefSeq lists its product as uncharacterized. Lineage: Eukaryota; Fungi; Ascomycota; Eurotiomycetes; Chaetothyriales; Herpotrichiellaceae. The record is from RefSeq and is a predicted model, not a curated record. The transcript has a single exon. Gene Ontology annotation, molecular function: carotenoid dioxygenase activity. Gene Ontology annotation, biological process: carotene catabolic process. The coding region runs from base 1 to 2061 and encodes 686 amino acids.